Branchiostoma belcheri (Belcher's lancelet) is the source of this 1570-nucleotide messenger RNA. Its product is annotated as fibropellin-1-like. The record is from RefSeq and is a predicted model, not a curated record. The transcript is spliced from 11 exons. Bases 1 to 1296 code for a protein of 431 amino acids. Gene Ontology annotation, molecular function: calcium ion binding. Lineage: Eukaryota; Metazoa; Chordata; Leptocardii; Amphioxiformes; Branchiostomatidae.
AUGGAACAGCACCACUACAUCUGCCAGUCUGAUCCAAGUCCCUGUGAGCGAAACAUCUGCUACAACAACGGCGUCUGUUCGACCUGCUUUAACGACUCCUACAGCGCCUGUUCCUGUCUGCCUGGAUACGCGGGGGACAAAUGCGAAAUCGAUGUCGAUGAAUGUACAGAUGGCUCAAACAACUGCAACCUGCAUGCCACCUGUACUAACUCAGACGGUGGGUUCACCUGUAAGUGUAACCACGGGUACAACGGAGACGGAGUCACCUGCACACUUAUCCCCAGGAGAGUGGGUUUCUGGCCGUUGGAUGCAGAGCAUCUCUCCAACGACACCAGCGGAGGAGGGAACCACGGCCGGCCUGUAGGGACAACUCUGACGGAAGGACCUCACGGUGUACGGGAGUCCGCCUUCUUCUUCGCCGGAAACACUCAGUCCUACAUAGACAUCCCCAACAAUGGAGAACUGGAUGUGAAAAGAUCCUUCACCAUUCUGCUGUACGCCUACCACAUCGGGGGUCAUUCAAUCCUGGACUAUAGAAUGCAUGGCAGCCCAGGGACACUUUUCUGGCUCUUCCCUGACAAACAACUUUAUGUGGAUAUCCAGGCACCGAACCCCCACACGUAUUACUCACCAAUGUCGAUGCCUCAAGGGCAGUGGAUGUUUCUCGGGGUUACCUACGACUACGCCUCAGGUAUCCAGGCACCGAACCCCCACUCGUAUUACUCACCAAUGUCGAUGCCUCAGCAACAAUGGAUGUUUCUCGGGGUUACUUACGACUACGCGUCGGGACAUGUCCAGCUGUGGAAGGAUGGUGCCAGUGUCGGCAGCAGGAACUUUGGUCAGUUGGGCCACAGCACAGCGAACCCCAUCAGGCUUGGCUGCAGCGCUGCUCACCCACUCCCCUUCCAUGGGGGAAUGUCGUGUGUUCAGAUAUACAACUAUGCGUUGAGCCAGCAAGAGGUCCAGGACGCUCAGAAUGCAUGCACAGAAAGCGGUAUCGACGAAUGCGCCCCCAAUCCUUGCCAGAACGGCGGAACCUGCAUCAACGGGUUGAACUCCUACCACUGCCACUGCACUGUAGGGUACGGAGGAGAACUGUGCCUGACAGACCUGGACCUGUGUGCCCAGGUCGCCUGUCCGUUCAACUGGCAGUGUCAGGACGAAGGCAACCACUUCAUCUGCCUCGCCAAAAACACCAGGCUGGCAGAGCCCUACUCGUGCAGCAGCGCCUCCUGUCCGGACGGCAUGUACUGCAGGGAGGAGGGGCCGACAUCUUUCUCGUGCAGAGCCGGGUGACGUCAUGACGAGUCUAACCUGCAACAAGACGGACCGGAAACGGAACACGGACAUAACACGCUGACAAAAACACAAAUUCAGCUUAAACAAAGCAAGUCUUCUUUUGAUAGUAAUACUCAACCUUUUGCUUGAAAUGCGCAUAUUAGUGGCUUUAGAUGAGACAGCAUCUAUGUCUUGUAACAAAGAGUGUGUGUUUACGUGUUACUCUGCUUUCCAGCAUGCUUUUUGGAUUGAGAUUCCAACGAAAAGUACAGAUAUUAAACAAUGAUAUGAU